AUGGAUCCCUCAAAAGCCAAGGUACCUCCAAUGAAGGACUUGACCAUCGAUAACAUCACCGAGAACACUAUCCGCAUCAAUUCCCAAAGUUCAGAUCCUCGUCUCACCUACGUCCUCGAGCGGCUGGUCACACACCUUCACGACUUCGCGAGGGAAACAAGACUGAGUACGAAAGAAUGGAUGGCUGCAUUGGAAUUCCUGACUGCUGUGGGUCAAAUUUCCAGCGACGUCCGACAGGAGUUCAUACUUCUCUCUGAUAUCCUUGGCCUUUCUCUGCUCGUUGAUAGCAUAGACCACCCCAAGCCGGCCCGUUCCACCGAAGGAUCUGUUCUUGGCCCCUUCCACUCACACGAAGCGGAGGAUAUGGCGCAUGGCGACGCAAUGUCCCAUGAUGCCCAAGGCGAGUCUUGCUUAGUCCUUUGCACUAUCAAGGACUCGCACGGCAAGCCUGUCCCCGAUGUGAAGAUUGAUAUCUGGGAAACGGACUCUUCAGGGCACUACGACGUCCAAUACGCGGACCGAGAAGGUCCAGACGGGAGAUGCGUCAUGAAAAGUGAUCAGGAUGGCAACUUCUGGUUCAAGGCCAUCAAGCCAGUUUCCUACCCAAUUCCUCACGAUGGCCCAGUGGGAAAGCUCCUCGAGAAGCUGCAACGCCAUCCGUUCAGACCAGCGCACAUGCAUUUCAUGUUCGAGAGACCGGGAUACGACCACUUGAUCACAGCGUUGUACACACGCGGUGACCCUUACGAGACGUCAGAUGCUGUAUUUGGAGUCAAGGAAUCACUCCUUGUUGAAUUCCAUCCUGCUGACAAGAUGAUUGCCAAAGAGUAUGACGUGGAAAUUGGAUCUGCAGUAUUGGAGCAUGACUUUGUGCUCGUAUCGGAUAUUGAGGCUUCAGACCUACGAGAUGAGCGAAGUAAGAAAGCGUUGGCCGAUCUGGGAAGAAAGGUGAAGCUGGUUCAUGGUUUGCCCGUGCCAGAUGUUGACUGA
Molecule: messenger RNA, 990 nt
Organism: Letharia columbiana
Lineage: Eukaryota; Fungi; Ascomycota; Lecanoromycetes; Lecanorales; Parmeliaceae
Exons: 2
Coding region: 1-990 (329 amino acids)
Biological process (GO): catechol-containing compound metabolic process
Molecular function (GO): ferric iron binding; catechol 1,2-dioxygenase activity
Source: RefSeq, a predicted model, not a curated record